UUGUUAUCGUCUCCAUCAUCUAUUAUCUUCGAGCCUCUUGGCAAGCUUCGACACACUGCAUUGUUCGUAGAGAAUAGAUACCUAGAGAUUAUUUUAAUGAUGUGUCUCCCACCACUGCCCCAUUUUCGCAUCGAGCUUCAAACUCACCAACGAUAGGCUCAGGAAGCUAUUCGCACUCAACACAUCUCAUCACACAGAUACUAACAACGCAAGCGUUGCAUAUCCCACAACCCCUUACACAUAUGAACCUUACCAUCUUCUCGCUCGCAGUCCUGGCUACUGUGUUAGGAACCACAGCCCUCGCGAUCACGAAGCUGCCACUUGAGGUUGAGCGCGAAGGAUACCACGACAGUGGUCGCUGCUCCAUGGAGGGCCUCCUCAGUGGGCGAAUCAAGACCACGGACUUUGACGACUCGCUAGAAUCGCACUGGUGCAACUACCCCGGCAUGAAAUACAAGUUUGCGGGCCCAGGGUCCUCGCUCAAGCUCAGCAACUGCCUCGCCAACGUCAAUGGGAAGCUGGUCUGGAAGAGCCAAGGAGGGGCAAUGCAGACCUGCACAAGCUGCAGACUCCAGGACCGCAAGUCCCCCUACCUUUCCUGUUCGUGCGAUGACGGCUUUGGCCGCUCAAUCGACAGCGGCGUCAUCAACCUCAACGAGCACAUCUACGUCGACGAUGCAGAUGGUGUCCUGGCCUGCUUUGGCAUCAGGGGCACAAUCACAACUCCGGCUAUUUGAGGGCACAUGCAGUUGAAGGAGGGAAUGUGUGCCCACCAUCGAUAGGGAGCUCGGUCUAACUUUAAUCUAAUUUCGGU
Molecule: messenger RNA, 814 nt
Organism: Gaeumannomyces tritici R3-111a-1
Lineage: Eukaryota; Fungi; Ascomycota; Sordariomycetes; Magnaporthales; Magnaporthaceae
Exons: 3
Coding region: 243-737 (164 amino acids)
Source: RefSeq, a predicted model, not a curated record